GGAGGAGGAGGAGGAGGAGGAAGGAGGAGGAGGAUCGGAGCCUGCCGGCGAUCCAGCCGCUCUGGGUACACGGCCAGGAGACACGCCCAGUGCCCCGCAGGAGCAGGAUUCCUCCCCGAGACGAUGAGGAAGAUGAGUGGAUGCUCCCAGAACAACGAGCAGAGCAGCCCAGCGAGCUCUCACCUGUGCCCAGGUGAGCACAAAGAGACGGGCGGGGGCGGCAGCGGCAGCUUCAUCGCCGGAGUCUUCAUCCAGGCCAAGAAGAAGAAGCUGAGCAUCUACGAGGCCAUGGUGAGGGGGCUGCUGAGCCCGGGCACGGCGCUGGUGCUGCUGGAGGCGCAGGCGGCCUCGGGGCUGCUCACGGACCCCGCCAGCGCCGCGCGGCUCUCGGUGAGGGAGGCGCUGGCUCGGGGCCUCGUCGGCCACGACUUCUACGAGAAGCUGCUGUCGGCUGAGGGAGCCGUGACGGGCUACAAGGAGCCCUUCACGGGCCGCAGGAUCUCCCUGUUCCAGGCCAUGAGGCAGGAGCUGAUCGUCAGGGAUCACGCCGUCCGCCUGCUGCAGGCCCAGAUCGCCACGGGCGGCAUCAUCGACCCCGUGCACGGCCACCGCGUCCCCGUGGAGGUGGCCUACAAGCGUGGCUACUUCGACCAGGAGAUGAGGCAGAUCCUCUCUGACCCCGAGAAUCAAACGAGGACUUGCUUCGACCCCAACACCCACGAGAACCUGACCUACCUGCAGCUGCUGCGCCGCUGCGUGCCCGACCCGGACACGGGGCUGCUCAUGCUGCAGCUGAUGGACAAGGGCUCCGUGCUCUACCAGCUGAGCGAGGAUGCCCGCAAAGCCCUGCAGACCGCCCGCACCUCGCUGGCUGUGGGGCUCUUCCAGGGCCAGAGCGUCACCGUCUGGGAGCUCCUCUUCUCCCGCUACGUCCCUGAGCACCAGAGAGAGGAGCUGCUGAGGAAAUACAAGGCGGGGGCAGUGACCAUUGCAGAGAUGAUCGACAUCCUCACUGCCACCAUCACGGGGGCAGAAAGGGACAAUGGGGCUCUGGGCUCCUCCACAGCCAAGCCCGACAACGAGGCGAGGGCGUCACCCCCAGCUCAGGACACACAGGGCCAGGAGCAACAGCUGAGGAAGUCCCUAAAGUCCGCAACGGUCCGUGUCGCUGCCGGGGAGUUCCGGGGGCAAAACGUUUCUGUGCUGGACCUGCUCUUCUCCAGAUACGUCCCUCAGGGCAAGCGGCAGGAGCUGCUGGAGCUGUACAGGGCAGGGAUACUGACCACGGAGCAGGUGGCCGCCGUGGUCACCACCAUCGUGAACCGAACGGAGGCCGCAGACGCCGCGCGGGUGGCGAAGGCCAGGGGCCCACGCAGGGCAGUGGCAGCGGCUGGGGAGGGUGGAGAGGAUUGCUCAGCACGCCUGGAUGAGGCCCUGAGGUCCACCACCAUCACUGUGCCGGCUGGGGAGCUGCAGGGACAGCAGGUGUCCCUGUGGGACCUGAUCUUCUCCGACUACAUCCCCGAGGAGAAGCGGCAGGAGCUGCUGGAGCUGUACCGCGAAAGAUUGUUAACUCUGGAGCAGAUGACAACUGUUGUCAGCACUCUGAUUAGGAAAAAAGAAUCCGCAGGCAGGAAAUUGCACAUUACAGUCAAGAGUUCCAGCAAGGACUCCGUGACAGCUGCAGGAGAGGAGGGUGACCACCCCCCCAAAGAGGAACCCUGGAAAACAACCCUAAAAACCACCAUGGUCCACGUGGAGGCUGCGGAGUUCCAGGGCCACGAGGUCUCGCUGUGGGACCUGCUGCACUCCCACUACAUCCCCGAGGAGAACAGGAAGGAGCUGCUGGAGCUCUACGAGGCAGGUGAGCUGUCCCUGGAGCAGGUGAAGACCGUUGUCACCACCAUUGUCACCAGGAGAGCAGCAGGAGAACCAGCAGAGCCAGCAGAGCCAGCGGCACCUGUGGGUGGUCCCGGGGCAGAGCCGGUGGCCACAGAGGUUGAACCUAGCCCCCUGGAUGGGGAUGGAGCCUGGGAGAAGACCCUGAAGGCCACCAGAGCUGAGGUGUCAGUGGGGGAGUUGCAGGGCAGACAGACCUCCCUGUGGGACCUGCUCUUCUCUGAUUACAUCCCCGAGGAGAAGCGGCAGGAGCUGCUGGAGCUGUACCGUGGGGGGACGCUGGCCUUGGAGAAGUUAAUGCUUGUUGUCACCAGUCUCAUCAAGAAAACAGAAUCUGCAGGCAGGAAAUUCCAAAUUUCAGUCAAGAGUUCCAGCAAGGACCCCAUGACAGCUGCAGGAGAGGAGGGUGACCACCCCCCCAAAGAGGAACCUUGGAAAACAACCCUAAAAACCACCAUGGUCCACGUGGAGGCUGCGGAGUUCCAGGGCCACGAGGUCUCGCUGUGGGACCUGCUGCACUCCCACUACAUCCCCGAGGAGAACAGGAAGGAGCUGCUGGAGCUCUACGAGGCAGGUGAGCUGUCCCUGGAGCAGGUGAAGACCGUUGUCACCACCAUUGUCACCAGGAGAGCAGCAGGAGAGCCAGCAGAGCCAGCAGAGCCAGCGGCACCUGUGGGUGGUCCCGGGGCAGAGCCGGUGGCCACAGAGGCUGAACCCAGCCCCGUGGAUGGGAAUGGAGCCUGGGAGAAGACCCUGAAGGCCACCAGAGCCGAGGUGUCAGUGGGGCAGUUGCAGGGCAGACAGACCUCCCUGUGGGACCUGCUCUUCUCUGAUUACAUCCCCGAGGAGAAGCGGCAGGAGCUGCUGGAGCUGUACCGCGGGGGGACGCUGGCCUUGGAGAAGUUAAUGCUUGUUGUCACCACUCUCAUCAAGAAAACAGAAUCUGCAGGCAGGAAAUUCCAAAUUUCAGUCAAGAGUUCCAGCAAGGACGCCGUGACAGCAGCAGGAGAAGAGGGUGACCACCCCCACAAAGAGGAAUCUUGGAAAACAACCCUAAAAACCACCAUGGUCCACGUGGAGGCUGCAGAGUUCCAGGGCCACGAGGUCUCGCUGUGGGACCUGCUGCACUCUCACUACAUCCCCGAGGAGAACAGGAAGGAGCUGCUGGAGCUCUACGAGGCAGGUGAGCUGUCCCUGGAGCAGGUGAAGACCGUUGUCACCACCAUUGUCACCAGGAGAGCAUCAGGAGAACCAGCAGAGCCAGCAGAGCCAGCGGCACCUGUGGGUGGUCCCGGGGCAGAGCCGGUGGCCACAGAGGCUGAACCCAGCCCCGUGGAUGGGAAUGGAGCCUGGGAGGAGACCCUGAAGGCCACCAGAGCCGAGGUGUCAGUGGGGGAGUUGCAGGGCAGACAGACCUCCCUGUGGGACCUGCUCUUCUCUAAUUACAUCCCCGAGGAGAAGCGGCAGGAGCUGCUGGAGCUGUACCGCGGGGGGACGCUGCCCAUCCAGGAGCUGCUCAGCGCCACCAGCAGCCUGGCCAGCGACAGCCUGCAGCAGCACUUGAGGGCCCUCCCCGCGCACACCAUGGAUCUGCUGCGCUCCGAGGGCUCCUACAUCACCUUCGACCCGUCCCAGGAGCGCAGGGUGUCCGUGUGGGAGCUCCUCUCCUCCAAGCAGGUCUCCGAGUACAAGCGGGAGGCGUGUCUCGACACCUACCCCUCGGGAGGGCUGACGGUGAACCGAAUCACCGUCACCACCACCAUCACCACCGGCCCCCGGCUGGAGAAGAGCCGCCCCCGGCACCACUGAGCGCCACCCCGGCACGGCGGGGUCCCGGGGCGCCCUGGGACUUUGCUCCUGACGCCCCUCCGCGUGUCCCCGCGGUGACAAACCCGCGUGUGGGGCCGGCUGGGCUCGGGUAAACUCCUGCUCUCUCACCCCUGGCUGCGCUGAUUUCUUUCGCCCGGCAGAGCUUUCCCCGAGGGGCUCGGGGUAUCGGAGUAAAAUCCCAAUAUUGCCGGGUGGAGCGUGCCUGGGCUCGUCCGGCCCCUGCUCUGGACCAAAGGUGGCACCUGUGGUGUUUCACCUCAGAGACACCUUUGGCUGGCUGGAGGCUGCAGUUGGGCACUGGGAGUGAGUCCAGGCAUGGCAGACACUCAGUUUACCUCUGGUGGAAAGGGUUCAGGUGAUGGUGAAGAGGAAAGAGAGCAGAUUCCACCGGAGGGUUAAAUCCAGAGUUUAUUCCAGGGUGACAGAGCUCUGGAUCUCGGUAACAGCUCCAACAGAAUCC
Haemorhous mexicanus (house finch) is the source of this 4189-nucleotide messenger RNA. RefSeq names its product epiplakin-like. The transcript has 2 exons. The record is from RefSeq and is a predicted model, not a curated record. Gene Ontology annotation, cellular component: cytoskeleton; membrane; cell junction. Gene Ontology annotation, biological process: intermediate filament bundle assembly; wound healing. Gene Ontology annotation, molecular function: keratin filament binding; structural molecule activity. Lineage: Eukaryota; Metazoa; Chordata; Aves; Passeriformes; Fringillidae. The coding region runs from base 124 to 3708 and encodes 1194 amino acids.